This is a messenger RNA of Nerophis lumbriciformis (worm pipefish), 171 nucleotides long. The record is from RefSeq and is a predicted model, not a curated record. NCBI's taxonomy places the organism in Eukaryota, Metazoa, Chordata, Actinopteri, Syngnathiformes, Syngnathidae.
AUGGCAGACUUUUCCGAGAGGUCAGUGCAGGCGGCCGUCGUGGUGUCCUUCCUGGCGGGUUUUGCAGCCGGCUGGCAGGCAAACCGAAUGCGACGGAGAUUUCUCGACUGGCGAAAGAAGAGGCUACAAGACAAACUGACGGAGACGCAGAAGAAACUCGACUUAUCCUGA